Sinocyclocheilus grahami is the source of this 6307-nucleotide messenger RNA. Its product is annotated as collagen alpha-1(XI) chain-like. The coding region runs from base 169 to 4830 and encodes 1553 amino acids. The record is from RefSeq and is a predicted model, not a curated record. Gene Ontology annotation, molecular function: extracellular matrix structural constituent. The transcript has 58 exons. Gene Ontology annotation, cellular component: extracellular matrix. Lineage: Eukaryota; Metazoa; Chordata; Actinopteri; Cypriniformes; Cyprinidae.
UUGGAGGAGAGGAGGAUACUCAGAGAAAAAAAGCCUCUCCAUCUUGUGCAACUACAGACCGCAGCAGCACUUGCCUCCCUCUCUUACGCGUAUGGCUUCUGGGUUUUCUCAGUCGUAAUCUGCUGGUUGUGUGAUAAAGCGCUCGAGUGGAGGUAACGCGUCCUGAACAUGAGGCGUCUGAAGGAGACUGCGGUCUGCGCGAUAGUGCCGCUGCUUCUCUCUCUGUGCACCACAACGACGCAUGCAGCUAAUCUGAUCGAUGUAUUACGGGUACUGGAGCUGUCUGAAGACAUGGAGGGAGUGUCAGUGGAGGCCGGCCUGUGCACCGAAAGAAAGGACACAUCAGAAACAGACAUGGCUUACAGGAUCGACAAAAAGAUUCAACUCAGUGCCCCAACUAAACAGUUCUUUCCAGAUUCUGCUUUCCCUGAGAACUUCUCUCUGAUGACCACUGUCAAGGCUAAGAAGAACUCUCAAUUCUUCCUGGUGUCUUUGUAUGAUGAGCAGGGAGUCCAACAGCUGGGGCUGGAGCUUGGCCGAUCGCCUGUAUUCCUCUAUGAAGACCACCAAGGCCAGCCAGCUCCAGAUCUCUACCCCAUUUUUAAGAAAAUCAAUCUGGCUGAUGGGAAAUGGCAUCGGAUAGCCUACAGCGUGGAGGGCAAGUCUGUUACGCUCUACCUGGACUGUAAGAAGGAGCAGACGCUGGAAUUGAUGCGUGGAGAGAGCCCUGCGGUCAGCACGGACGGAGUCGUUGUUUUUGGGACGCGGCUGCUAGAUGAGGAAGUAUUUGAGGGUGAGAUCCAGCAGCUCUUGCUCGUGGAUGAUCCUCAGGCUGCGGCUGACUACUGCCAAGAUUACAUUCCUGAUUGUGACAGCCCUUUGCCCUACAGUACCCAGAGUCUGGCUCCUGAAGAGGGUCCUGAGGGACGUCCAGGGCUGCCUGGCGCUGAUGGGAUACCGGGUCCUCCAGGCACUUUGCUUAUGUUACCCUUCCAGUAUGGAGGAGACUCUCAGAAGGGGCCUGUGAUAUCGGCUCAAGAGGCGCAGGCUCAAGCCAUCUUACAACAGACCAAACUAUCAUUGAAGGGCCCUCCAGGUCCAUUAGGUCUCACCGGGAGGCCGGGCCCAGUGGGUCUACCAGGUCCCAGUGGACUAAAAGGGGACAGUGGAGAGCCUGGGCAUGCGGGCCCACGUGGGUUGCCAGGUCCUGCUGGUCUUAAUGGGAAACCAGGGAAAAGGGGUCGAUCAGGGGCAGAUGGAGGUCGAGGGGCUCCCGGAGAGACAGGAGCAAAGGGGCUAAGAGGACUUGUGGGGCCAAGAGGGCCACCUGGCUCACUUGGGCAGCAGGGAAUUCAAGGCGUCGAUGGUGUUCAAGGGGCAAAGGGCAACUUGGGACCACCUGGUGAGCCUGGACCUCCAGGUCAACAGGGGAACCCAGGCAUACAGGGCUUCCCUGGUCCACAGGGGCCUAUAGGCCUGCCAGGAGAGAAGGGCCCUGAGGGCAAACCUGGAAUGCAGGGCCUUCCUGGGAUUGAUGGUCCUCCAGGUCAUCCUGGAAGAGAGGGACCCCCUGGGGAGAAAGGACACCAGGGUUUAUCAGGAGCACAAGGGCCGGUUGGAUAUCCCGGGCCCCGUGGAGUCAAGGGCGCAGAUGGGGUGAGGGGACUGAAGGGUAGCAAGGGGGAGAAGGGUGAAGAAGGUUUCCCAGGGGCCAAGGGUGACAUGGGCAUCAAAGGAGAUAGAGGUGAUAAUGGGGCUCCUGGAAGUCAUGGUGAAGAUGGACCAGAAGGGCCGAAGGGUCAGUCAGGAUCCCUGGGAGAGGCUGGAUCUGCGGGCAUUGCUGGAGAAAAGGGCAAACUUGGUGUUCCAGGAUUGCCUGGAUAUCCCGGCAGGCAAGGCUCAAAGGGAUCAGUGGGCUUUCCUGGAACAGCUGGGGUGGAAGGAGAGAAAGGAAAGAGGGGUUCUGCUGGACAGGCUGGUCCCGAUGGUGAAAGAGGUCCAAAUGGUGCACGUGGGGGAAGAGGAGCAAGAGGACCGACAGGAAACCCUGGAGCCAAGGGCUCUGCUGGUCAUGACGGCCCACAAGGUGCCGCAGGAGAGAGAGGCCCUCAAGGUCCACAAGGACGCGAUGGAGAAGCCGGGCCAAAGGGACCAAACGGCCCUCCAGGAAAGGACGGGUUGCCAGGUCAUCCAGGCCAACGGGGAGAGCCGGGAUUUCAAGGAAAGACUGGAUCCCCUGGGCCUGCUGGAGUGGUUGGCCCACAGGGAAAGACUGGGGAGACUGGCCCCACCGGUGACAGGGGACAUCCGGGUGCCCCAGGACCUCCUGGAGAGCAAGGUCUACCAGGAGUCACAGGCAAAGAGGGAGCCAAGGGAGAUCCAGGCCCUGCAGGGCUGCCCGGGAAGAGUGGUCCUGCUGGACGUCAUGGAUUCAGAGGAGAAAGAGGCUUACCUGGCACUCCGGGUACUGCAGGUUUGAAGGGUGGGGAGGGCCCCCCUGGUGUUGCAGGACCAAUAGGUGCCACAGGAGAAAGAGGACCCGCUGGACCUGCAGGUGUCAUUGGUCAGCCUGGCCGUACGGGAGGUGUCGGCCCCCCUGGACCAAUGGGAGAGAAGGGCGAGCCGGGUGAGAAAGGUUCAAUUGGUCCUGCUGGGCGAGAUGGAGAACAAGGGCCUGUGGGAUUACCUGGUCCUGCAGGGUCGCCUGGUCCACCUGGAGAGGACGGAGAUAAGGGGGAGACAGGAGGACCAGGACAGAAAGGCAGCAAAGGAGACAAGGGAGAGGGGGGUCCCCCAGGGCCGCCUGGGAGCCAAGGACCUCCUGGACAGCCAGGAUCACCAGGUCUGGAUGGAGAGCCAGGGCCCCGGGGACAGCAAGGAAUGUACGGCCCUAAAGGAGAUGAAGGUUCUCAUGGUUUUAAAGGGGCAACUGGACCACCAGGGUUGCAGGGAAUGCCAGGACCCCCUGGAGAGAAGGGAGAGAGUGGCCAUGUUGGAGCUAUGGGCCCUCCAGGACAACAUGGCCCGCGUGGCCCCCAGGGACCCAUUGGGGGAGAGGGUCCUCAGGGCAUGCCGGGCGGAGUGGGCCAGCCAGGAAUGGUGGGAGAAAAGGGUGAGGAUGGAGAAGCAGGGAAUCCAGGAAAUGUGGGCGAAACUGGCCCCCCUGGAGACAAAGGUGAAGUGGGCGAGAAGGGUGAUACUGGCUCCCCUGGGGCUGCAGGACCCCCAGGAAUCAGAGGCACACCUGGAUCAGAUGGACCCAAAGGACACCUAGGUCCCCUUGGAUUUCCUGGAGAUGCGGGACCCCCAGGAGAGCCAGGUGCUAAUGGUAUUGAUGGUGGCCCAGGAGCUAAAGGGGAUAAUGGCGAACCUGGCAAAGCUGGACCCCCAGGAGCCUCAGGAGAGCCUGGCCCUCCAGGGCCACCUGGAAGGAGGGGUCAUGUAGGCCCUGAGGGAAAAGAAGGGAAACAGGGAAAAAAGGGGGCAAAGGGUUCUGCUGGUGCCGAGGGUCCAAUGGGAAAAACAGGGCCUGUUGGACCACAGGGACACCCUGGAAACCCUGGUCCAGAGGGUUUGCGUGGGAUUCCAGGCUCUGCUGGGGAGCAAGGGUUAAAUGGGCCCCCAGGGCAAACGGGACCCCCAGGACCUAUGGGUCCAGCUGGAUUACCAGGACUGAAAGGAGAUCCCGGCAUUAAAGGAGAUAAGGGUCAUGUUGGGCUGAUUGGACUGAUUGGACCUCCAGGAGAGAUGGGAGAGAAAGGAGAUCGAGGCCUGCCGGGAAAUCAGGGAGUACAAGGCUCUAAAGGAGAUGGUGGUGUUGGUGGUCCCCCAGGCCCGACUGGUCCACCUGGACCCCCUGGGUUGUUUGGUGCAAUAGGUGAGAAGGGAUCUAAAGGAGACCAGGGAGCCAUCGGUGCAAGAGGAGAUCCAGGACCUGCUGGCCCAACUGGACCACCUGGCCCACCAGCCACUAUGAUCGAGCCUCUGCCAUUCAGAGAGGGACGUAAAAAGCGAAGGAGACACUCAAACCGACAAGGACUCGGAGCCAGGGCAGAGAGCGAAGACGAGGAAGCAGUCCAGCUCAACAUGGAGGAUUUCCUACAGGCAGACGAGUCUCUGGAUGACCCAGAAGGCAUGGAGGAGGUGUUCGCUUCACUCAACUCAAUGAAAACAGAGGUGGAGCUCAUGAGAAAACCACUCGGGACCUUCGAGAGUCCUGCCCGCACAUGCAAGGAGCUGAUGUUGUGUCAUCCAGAAUACAAAGAUGGUGAAUAUUGGAUUGACCCAAACCAAGGCUGCCAUCGAGACUCCAUUAAGGUUUUCUGCAACUUCACUGCGGAGGGGGAGACCUGUCUGCACCCUGAUAAACGAUUUGAAAUGGUGAAGCUGGCCGCCUGGAACAAAGAAAAACCGGGCAGUUGGUACAGCCAGUACCGAAAGGGCAAACAGUUCUCCUACAUUGACACUGAUGGAAAUCCAGUUCCUGUGGUCCAGCUGACCUUCCUGAAGCUCCUCAGUGCCACAGCUAUGCAGACCUUCACCUAUAGCUGCCAGAACUCUGUCGGCUGGUACGACGUGACGAGCCACAGCCAUCAAUUUGCCAUACGGUUCCGUGGAAGCAAUGACGAGGAGAUGACGCAAGCCAAAUCACCCUUUAUCACAGCACUGUAUGAUGGUUGUCAGACACAUAAGGGUCAGGAGAGGACCGUGCUGCAGAUUGACUCUCCGCGAUCCGAGCUUCUUCCGGUCAUAGAUGUGGCAGUAUCAGACUUUGGGAAUAACAACCAGAAGUUUGGCUUCCAUGUUGGACCAGUGUGUUUUAAUGGCUAACACAGAGCGCCUCAUCACAGAACUCACCAGCUAAAGCAAUGAGGCCACGAAUGCUAUUUAUUACGCAAGUGUAGACGGUGGGGUUGGUGGCAUGUUUCCAAAUUACUUUUGAACAUCUGGUGAGUUGCAAAAGCCCAAAAAUCCAUGGUGGCUACGCAAGGAUGCCAACCAGGACAAACUAAGCACAUUUAUCAAAGGGAAGUCUUUUUUUAUCUAAUUUUCUGUCUGUCUUUAUACUGUACUCACCUGUGGAUUAAAUUAUGAGGCGUGACCCACUAGAGAUCUCAGAACUGCUCUGGCUGAAAAACAAAUACAUCAUUUGUCUGUCAUCUGUGCCACAGAUCGUUUUAGCCCGUAGCAUAUAUGUUGAAUUUACAGCCUGUGACUGGGAUCUCAUAUUUGUUUGUCUCAUUUGAUAGCGAUGAUUUGAAAUUAAUUUUCCACUUGAGGGAUCAGCUUUGACAUUGAAGAGCAAAUAUUUCUCAGACCCAUGUUCCUGCCUUGACUGCAAUGUGAUGCCAACUGAGGCAAAGUUAUACCUCUUUACUAGUUUGACAAGAAAACCUGUCGCAUCAAACUUGCAGUGUUACUCAUCUUUAAUCAGUGCACACUCAUACAUAAACAAUGUUAAAUAAGGCCCGAGCUUUUCAAAACACAAAGCAGUUUAUGUGCAUGACUCAAAUGGAGCCCAGCUGCUUAUUAAUAUGUAAAGUAGUCCGCUCACUUAAGCUGCUUGUCUUGUUAGUAGGCAGCCUAGUGUGUUUGCCUGUCAGUGAUCCAUGUUUCCAUGGUGCUAGACUAUCAACCUUUGCUCCGCACAGCUGAAUUGCUUCAUAUAUGUAUGUGGUAAUGAAUGAAAAACACUGUGUCGGAUUGAGAGAGGGGUGUCAUACGAGCAUUACACUGAAGACUGACUAAAUUAUCCUUCUUUUUUAUGUAAACACAUUCAUAUUUGAAAUUGUGAUUACCAUGUUCCUGAUCAUCAACCUCAGAGUAUUGUGUGCUGUGUAUGUGUGUUGAUAUGUCUUGUUUGUUGUGUGUUCCCACUGUGGUGCUAAAAAGAUUUGUUUAGUUUUUUUGCUAUGUGUAAUGAUAAUUUGUUGUCUCAGGGGCAGAGGUAGGAAAAGGGAAGACAUCUGUGGUGCUUAAUACUAAUGGAGGGAGAUAAACACUCUCAGAAAAAAAGUGCUGUAAUAUACAGCCAAUAUGGUGCAAAAUACAUUUGUAAAAGCAGGCAUGCCAAUGAUGUAAAGCUGAUAUGUAUAUAAUAUAUUGGCAAUUUAUAUAGACGUACACAAAAAUGCUGAGAAUAAAUGCAUUUUACACAAUGUUUACUCCUAAAAUUUAAAAAAAGAGAAAAGGAAACUUCCAAAUAUGUUCAUUGAGCAAUGGCGAUCAAUUUUACACUAUAUUUUCUCAAUUUGAAAAAAAAACAAACCCCAACUGAAAACCGAAACGGAUUAUUUUUAAUAUUAAC